AUGGAGAAAGUCAGUCAAAGCUCCAUUGGAUCCAUGGAUACCAGGUCAAGCGCUGAAUACCAUCCAUCUAGCAUUAUUUGCGACACUCGUGCACUGCCACCCGUGAAUUCGGACCCAAAGGCGGAUGGAGCACUCUUCAAGGAAACGGAUCCAUUUGUCGACGGUCCUAUCUCCGUGGAUCAUGGGUUGAAUUUCAGAGUUGGCAAGGGUACUUUCCUGAACUUCAACCUACUUGUUCUCGAUACUUGUUUGAUUACCAUCGGGGAGAACGUGUUGUUUGGCCCGAAUGUGUGCAUUUAUGGGGCUACGCACCCGAUGGACCCGGCUGUUCGACGAGGUUUAAAGGGACCAGAAGGUGUCAGGAUUGGAAAGGGGAGCACAGUUGGAGCUGGCUCAGUAGUCACCAAGGAUGUUCCUCCGUUUCACUUUGCUGCCGGCAAUCCCGCCAGAGUCAUUCGUCGGAUCGAGACAAGUAUGGAUCCCGAACAGCAAAAAUGA
Messenger RNA from Penicillium salamii, 498 nucleotides. NCBI's taxonomy places the organism in Eukaryota, Fungi, Ascomycota, Eurotiomycetes, Eurotiales, Aspergillaceae. The record is from the annotation of a GenBank genome assembly.